This is a messenger RNA of Populus nigra (black poplar), 1658 nucleotides long. RefSeq lists its product as uncharacterized. The coding region runs from base 122 to 1306 and encodes 394 amino acids. Lineage: Eukaryota; Viridiplantae; Streptophyta; Magnoliopsida; Malpighiales; Salicaceae. The transcript has 6 exons. The record is from RefSeq and is a predicted model, not a curated record.
UACUUUUUGUCCGCUUCGAAGAAAUAUUGUGGCUCCAAAUUUUCACUUUCCAGAGAGAAAGAGGAGAGAAAAGAAGAGGUAGAAGAAGAAGGGAAAGAUAUCUAAAAAGGUUGCGUUUUUAAUGGCAACCUUUCUCUCCUCUUCUUCUCUUCCUCUUCCUCUGCUCUUCUCCUCUAAUCACUAUCCACAUCAGACGCCGCCAUCUUUCUCUCUCUCCUUCCCCUUCUCUCAUCCUCUUCGCGCCACUAUUACUGCAAAUUCUAGAAAAAUCAAAACCGUAAUCCUUGCUUCGCCUGCUUCAGAUUCUUCCUUCGAUGGAUUCGAGUUUAAUCGAGAGUCUGCUGAUAAGAAAUCAGUUCUCUCAGAUUUGAUACAAGAGAUAGAGCCACUAGAUGUGAGCCUUAUCCAGAAAGACGUUUCACCUACAACAUUGGAUGCUAUGAAGAGGACCAUCUCAGGCAUGUUGGGCUUACUUCCAUCAGACCGGUUUCAAGUGUUUAUCGAGGCUUGGUGGGAAUCUCUCUCAAAGUUAUUGGUCUCUUCAAUGAUGACAGGGUAUACGCUGCGGAAUGCUGAGUACAGGCUUUGCCUUGAAAGAAACCUUGAUAUACACGAAAAAGAUCUUGAAAAGCAAGCGCAAGAAAAUUCAAGAAAUGAACUUCAAAGGACAGCACUAGAAAGUGAAAAAACAAAUCAAAGUUUUGGAAAGGAUACUGAAUUUGAAAAAACCAUGGAAGACCCAUCCAAUAACAUUGAUCUCCAAGGCCUCGGUGAAAUAUCCCCCGAAGCUCAGCAAUAUAUUCUUCGUUUGCAAUCUUGUUUAUCUUCUGUUACAAAGGAACUACAUGACGUUAAGAGGAAAAGUGCUGCUCUUCAAAUGCAGCAAUUUGUUGGUGAAGAAAAGAAUGAUUUACUGGACUACUUAAGGUCACUACAACCAGAGAAGGUUGCUGAGUUAUCAGAACCCACAUCCCCUGAAUUAAAAGAAACCAUCCAUUCUGUGGUCCAUGGCCUUCUUGCAACCCUUUCUCCUAAGAUGCAUUCCAAGACUCCUCCGCAAUCAGAUAACACAUCAACUGGAUCACUAAAUAUUGGAGGUGAUUGUGCUGAACUUGUGGAGAACACCUCACUUCAUUUCCAGCCCCUCAUUUCGUUGACUAGGGACUAUCUGGCGCGUCUACUUUUCUGGUGUAUGCUUUUGGGGCACUACCUUCGAGGUCUUGAGCACCGAAUGGAGCUGAUGGAACUUCUAUCCUUGACAAGCCAUGAAGAAAAUGAUCCCCGUGAAGAUGAGCAAGUUGCUUGAAGGUGCUUUCUUUCAGAUGCUUCGGAUUGUAAAUAUUCAAAGUUUGUUUUGCAACAUGAAGAGGCUGGAAGUGAGAUGCAAGUAUAGUCCAAUUGAGCUCCUGGGGAUAGAUAGUUUCCUUACGUGUAAUAGAAUACCUUAUUAUAUUUCAGCAGUAUAUUAUCUCGUCCUUUUCUUUUUUCCGUCCGAUUAUCACCACACACGUGCACAAAGGAGAAACCUGUGCGUUUUUACUUUCAUUUAUGUUUUUAGCUAGUGCUGUUAGUAUUGCAAUUUUUUUCAAACGUUGUUGCAGCCUUGCAGGUGUGAGUAUAUCCAAGGAAUGAUCAUAAGUAGGUCAUUUACCAGUAAA